AUGGACGUCUCCAAUCCCGCUGAGAUGGUGGAAAUCGCCAAAUCCAGAACUGCCGAGGCGGAAAUCAAAGCCGUCUCGGUCAGUCAGGAGGCGAUGGAGAUGAAAACCUCGGAUGGACAGUUUCCCACAGAGGACGAAUUACGGACGCUGCGCAGAGUGGCUGGAAAGGUUCCCUGGCCGGCGUUUACCAUUGCAUUUGUCGAGUUGUGCGAGCGAUUCUCCUAUUAUGGAACGACUGCUGUUUUCGUCAACUUCAUCCAACGACCUCUGCCUGAUGGCUCGUCCACUGGUGCUGGCUACGAUGAUGCAGUUCCAGGAGCCCUGGGUAUGGGCCAGCGUGCAUCGACUGGACUAACUUUGUUCAACCAAUUCUGGUCGUAUCUGAUGCCUCUUCUGGGCGCCUUUAUGGCCGACCAAUACUGGGGUCGAUUCCGCACCAUCAUGUUUUCCAUUGCAGUGGCUCUUCUCGGCCACACCAUUCUCAUUGUCUCUGCUAUUCCCAGCGUCAUCGCCCAUCCUGGAGGAUCGAUUGCUUGUUUCUCCAUCGGAUUGGUUAUUAUGGGUGUUGGAACAGGUGGAUUCAAAUCCAACAUCUCUGCCCUCAUUGCAGAGCAGUAUCCAGAAGAACGACCGUAUGUCAAAACCCUCCCUAGUGGAGAACGUAUCAUCGUCGAUCCGGCAGCUACUAUCUCGCGCAUCUAUCUCUACUUUUACAUGAUGAUCAACGUCGGUUCACUGGUUGGUCAGAUUAGCAUGGUCUAUGCGGAACGAUACGUCGGCUUCUGGCUUUCAUUCCUCCUGCCGACUAUCAUGUUUUGCUUCUGUCCGGCUGUCCUGUUCAUCUGUCGCAAUCGGUAUCAACUCGUCAAGCCGACGGGAUCUGUUUAUUCCCAGGCAUUCAGACUGUGGAAGCUGGCGAUGAAGGGAAGAUGGUCGAUUAACCCGAUGAGAUUAUUCCACAAACGAGAGACAGAAUUCUGGGGCUCAGUUAAACCAUCGGUUCUCGGAUCUUCUCGCCCUGAAUGGAUGACCUUUGAUGAUGAAUGGGUGGACGAGGUCAGUCGAGGACUGAAAGCCUGCAAAGUCUUUCUCUGGUACCCUCUUUACUGGCUUUCCUACAAUCAAAUGUUAAACAACCUUACCUCCCAAGCAGCAACAAUGCACCUGGGUGGUGUCCCCAACGACAUCAUCACCAACCUCAACCCACUCUCCCUCAUCAUCUUUAUCCCCAUCGUGGACCACCUCUUCUACCCAUUCCUCCGUCGAAGGGGAAUCAAAUUCACCCCGUUGAAACGUAUCACCGCCGGAUUUUUCAUGGCUGGAUCGUCAAUGAUUGCAGCAACCGUCACCCAGUACUAUAUCUACAAAAAGGGUGCCUGCGGCAAGGAAGCCAAUUACUGUCUCAACGAAUACGACUCGUACAGUCCCAUUUCCGUCUGGGUGCAGACUAUCCCUUACGUCUUUGGUGGGAUUUCGGAAAUUUUCGCGUCCAUCACAUCCCUAGAGUAUGCAUUCACCAAGGCGCCGAAAAAUAUGCGCUCGCUCGUGCAGGCUGUCGCAUUGUUUAUGAACGCCAUCUCGGCGGCUGUUGGACAGGCGCUGGUGGGUCUGUCUGAAGAUCCGCUGCUGGAGUGGAAUUAUGCCGUUGUCGCAAUUCUAGCCUUUGUUGGUGGGUUUGGAUUCUGGGCGACGAAUUAUAAGCUGGAUAGAGAGGAGGAUCGGUUGAAUAACCUUCCUCAGAGUCAUUAUGAAGAAGGUGGUGGUGGUGGUGAAAGCAAGAGUCAAGUAUAA
Molecule: messenger RNA, 1791 nt
Organism: Aspergillus wentii DTO 134E9
Lineage: Eukaryota; Fungi; Ascomycota; Eurotiomycetes; Eurotiales; Aspergillaceae
Product: putative MFS peptide transporter
Exons: 7
Coding region: 1-1791 (596 amino acids)
Biological process (GO): oligopeptide transport; transmembrane transport
Cellular component (GO): membrane
Molecular function (GO): dipeptide transmembrane transporter activity
Source: RefSeq, a predicted model, not a curated record